Messenger RNA from Aspergillus glaucus CBS 516.65, 519 nucleotides. Its product is annotated as endosulfine family protein. The coding region runs from base 1 to 519 and encodes 172 amino acids. NCBI's taxonomy places the organism in Eukaryota, Fungi, Ascomycota, Eurotiomycetes, Eurotiales, Aspergillaceae. Gene Ontology annotation, cellular component: cytoplasm. The transcript has 3 exons. The record is from RefSeq and is a predicted model, not a curated record. Gene Ontology annotation, molecular function: protein phosphatase inhibitor activity.
AUGAAUCCUCAUCAACAGAACAAGGUUGACAUCAGUUCCCUCAACCCAGAUGAGCAGCGUCUGCUGCGUCUUUAUGGCAAAAUGCCAAACAAGAAGGAUCUCCUCCAAAACAAACUCAAGGAACGGAAAUAUUUCGAUUCAGGUGACUACGCCCUCAGCAAGGCCGGAAAAGCCUCAGACGUCGGUGUCACCAACAUUGGCUCCCAGCACCCCGUCCCCGAAAACAUUCCGCACCUGACGGCCACUUCGCCCGGCGCCAAUAACCCCGCCGCCGCCAGCAACGGUGGCAGUGCCAGUUCCCAGGGCCAGCAGGUCCCGGGAAGCAGCAUCAGCGGCCACCCCGGCUCCAUUGGGUUUCAAGGCAGAAGCCCUGCUAAGGAAGGCAGCUUCUUGCAACAGGAAACCAGCGCAGAGGAUUCCGAGGGCGCCAGAGACUCCGCAGCUGCAAAGGACAAGGACGCGCAUGAAUCCAGUGUCAGUCCACCGCCAGCACGAGAGGGCGUGCCCAUCAAGCAAUAG